Messenger RNA from Drosophila virilis, 3571 nucleotides. It is a transcript of the gene RhoGAP54D, whose product is annotated as Rho GTPase activating protein at 54D. The record is from RefSeq and is a predicted model, not a curated record. Lineage: Eukaryota; Metazoa; Arthropoda; Insecta; Diptera; Drosophilidae. Gene Ontology annotation, biological process: regulation of small GTPase mediated signal transduction; signal transduction. Gene Ontology annotation, cellular component: cytoplasm. Gene Ontology annotation, molecular function: GTPase activator activity.
GUAGCAACUCUGUAAUUUCAAUUCACAGCGGUUGGUUGAGAGCGUCUUGCAGUUUUUUCGGAAAAUAUUUUACGCAGCUUAAUAGCUAUCAUGGGUCGUUCAGUUUAUGUCAAAUUGUGUAUUUAGUAAAAAGGCUUUGAAGUGAAAAUAAAAAUUAAUAUACAUGGCUUAUGUUUUGCAUCGCAAGAACCAGUAGCUAUUCCUCGCUCUGUUUCUGAUCUGCUUUGUUGUUGUCGUUGUUGGUGUUCCAGCUCUAAUUUCUCACAGCUGCAGCUGCUAGCUUACAAAUACAUUUGGCUGAAAGAGAACGCCUCACAGCCAACAAUGGACAUGGAAUAUGUGAAUAUUAAUGAAUUUAACGACCUCGAGUUGGCGACGCGCAUGCGCACCUGCAACUAUGAAAAAUAUAAAUCUCUCGUGCGCAUGCACCUCUCGUUUGAGCUCGAAUUGAAUACCGAUGAAUUCGAUUUACCCUGUCACGAAAUUGUAUACGAGGACAAAGGCAAGCUUAAAAAGUGGAACAGGCUGUCCAAGAAGCACAGAUUGGGCCAUGUUGGCAACGCUGCGAGUGUUGCCACCGUGUCCAGCUGUGCCGCUGGCAGCGGCAACAAAUCCGUGGGGAACAGUCCCACAGAGUGCUUGCAGCAACAAAUUGAUGCAGGCUUUCAAAUGCAUCUACUGGAGCUAAAGGAAUUUUUAAUGCUAGAAAAGAAUAUUACUCAGGAGGGGCUCUUUCGAAAAACGGGCGCUGUCUCGCGUCAAAACGAGCUGCGCCUACACAUACAGCAGGACAAACCGUUGGAACUAGAGCAGACUGGGUUCUCGGCACACGAUUGUGCUACCGUUUUCAAGAGCUUUCUGGCCGAGCUGCCUGAACCACUGCUGACCGACGCACAUUAUCCGGCACAUCUGCAGAUUGCACCACUUUGCCAAGCGCUUACCGAGAAGACGCAGGCCACAUUAGAACGGCAGCAGCAUCUUCUUAACUCGGUGCAGUUGCUGUUACUGUUGUUGCCGGAGGAGCAUCGGGAGCUGUUACAGCAUAUCAUGGAAAUGUUGCACGCUGUUGCCCUUCACGAGGGGAGCAACAAGAUGUCAGCAGAGAAUCUGGCUACAUUAUUUACACCUCAUCUAAUAUGUCCGCGCAAUCUGCCGCCAGAGGUGCUGCACUAUACUGCGAAGCGCAUGUCCAGCAUCAUUGCAUAUAUGAUUGUGCGAAGCUUGGAGAUUUUUGCCGUGCCCGCCAAGCUGGCAACCGAUAUUCGGGCGUACUUUCUUGAACGCAAACGCAAGAAAACCAUGUCGCCGGAGCAAACGCUUGACGAGUCGAUAUCGGACAUCUCAACGGUCAACACGGUGUACACUUUUGUAGAUCGUGCUGCCACUGCAGCGGCCACCAAUACCAACAACACAGAUACGGAGUUGGCUCAAUUGUAUGCCCACAUUCAAAGUCUGCCUGAGUCCUCAAAAAAACGGCGACUGAUCAAACAGUUUAACAAACAAAAUGGACAGGGCACCCCAUUGCAGUUAGUCGUUAUGAACCGAUUAAAGAACAACGAGGCGGCUCGUAGCGCAAAAUCCCUUGGUGACUCUAUCAAAAAACAUAUAUUUCAUAAGAGUCUUAUGUCGCGUACUCCCAAACGGGCGCCUGCUUUGCAAGCUAUGACCGGAUCAGAGACGCCUAAUCUAUCGCAUGCCAAAGCUCCAAAGUUGCGCGUGCUCUUCCAAAGCCCCACGCCAGCCAUGACACUGAACUCAUCAAGAGUCACGAAAUCAUCCGGCAUUAACCCACUACACACACUUCACAAGUCCAUCUCAUCCACAUCUCUAAAGAUAGAAUCAUCUUCGGAUAGCAGCAGUUGCGGCGCAAAUAGCCACUCCGCUCCCGUGAGCCGGCAGCAAUCGCACGAGCUGAACGCUCGGCCAGCUACUGUGCCAGAGCUAGACGAUAUUGACGCGUGCUGUGUAACGCCGGUAAAGGUCAUUUCCGCUGUGGCUCAGCAGCUGCUGAGCGUGGCUGAUAAGAAGAGUGUGGCAUGGGAUGAUCGUCGUUUGCUGGAUAUCGAGGAAUACUCGAAUCCCUGCACGCCCGUGCAGCAAUCUUCGCGCUACAAGUCUGAGCCUAAUCUGUGUAGUAUGCGGCCACAGGUGCACGACGACGAUGAAGACGCUGCGCUGACGCCGAUUGUAGAGGUGUCAACAACAACGGCUAGCUAUGGCAUGGGCAAGUCGCUGACACGGAAGCUGAUGAAGGGUGUCAGCAUGGGCAAUCUGCGUUUUCCCUUCAGCACACCAGAGACAACAAAACGUCUGGUACGCAGUGUUUCGGCGACUCUUAAGCGCCGUCCCAGCGGCAGCGAUGAUGCCAAGCAUGCUGGGUCCCACUUGCAGAAUGCGGAUGCCCCGUUGCUGGAGGAUGUGGAUGAUAGCGAUCUGGAGGAAAACGAACAAAUAGAAGAUGAAGAUGACGACACCUUGUCCGAGGUAAACGGCAGUUCCAACGAGUUGCCUGAGGGCAUAGGCAUGGCAAUCGAUGUCAGCUAUCAUCAGCAGUUGCUGCAGAGCAGUGUUUAUCGCAACCUGGAUUUGAUAACAAGCACGCCAGCGUUACGAAUGGCCCGCCGCUCCAUGUCGCCCAUAACCAAGUCCACACAACGCAUGCCCAAAGCCAUGCAGGAAUCCAUAAUGACGCCACGAUCGCGCAAACCUGUGAUGCUGCUCAAUGCCUUGGGCAAUGGCGACAAGCAGCAGAAUCAGAGCUUUCUCGAGCAACAGGAUGAGGUGCUGACGAGUAAACAGCUGGAGCCACCGGUGCUGCACAGCGAAGAUGCGACUUCCCUUGGAGGCUAUGCAGAUAUACUUAGACGUCAGCAGAGUUUUGCAAACGUUACCCUAUUAACACAACGGCAACGAACGAGCAGCAGCAGCAAUAGCAAUAGUACUGAGCUGGAACUGGAGCCUUCAAUAAUGGGGAAACCCCAUAAUGCCCUCUCAAGCGAUUUUAAGGAGUAUUUGCUUACGCGCAGUGUGUUGACAGCAAGUCCAGCGGAUUUGUCAUUUGCCAGCCGAUCGGAUGACUUUGGUGGUGCCAACACCACCCAGGAUAUUGAGGAUUUCGAUGAAUCGGAGCUGAGCCCAAGCUUGCUGUAUUGCUUGGAUGGCAAUGAACCGGCAAUCGCUUCGCCUCUAGGUAGCUUAAAUAUUGGUCGCAAACGUUCGGCAGGUUCACCUCUAAAGGCUGCUCUUGUUCAGGACGCUGUGCACAAUAAGGAAAACAUUUCCAGCCGUGAUACGGAUGAGCAUUUGCAAACGAAAAAACUUCUAAUUACUUCUCAUGAGGAGUAUCCAGGCGAAACGGCUCUUUAGCAUUAAGUAAACCAAAACCGGUUUGCCACAUUUAACGUUAAAACCGUUGCACGGUUUUAAAAAACUGUCCCAUCAAACAUAUUGCUUCCGUGAAAUUGUUUUCGAAAACAAACCAGCUGUCAGAUCUGGCGGCUUUUUAAGUAUAAGAAAAACGCGUUUGCUUUGUAACUGGCUGCGUUCUCAAAGUAUAUCUAUUUUAAAUGCA